CUUCUACCAAUCAUGUCUGAGAACGGUUCGCUGCAGUGCUGGGGAAGCCUCACCAUUCGACCGUAAACUUAAUGCCAGGAACCUAGCUCGAGGUAUUAAUAUUGCUGUUGCCAGAUGCAACAUAGGGCUUCACGGCAACUACGUACCAUUGUCGAUAACGUGCCAGAUCAGCAGAUCUUGUGAAAUUCCGGUUAUUUUCUUCUCAUGGCCACGGAGAAACGUUAAACCAUCCUCAGUAGAACUAGACUGUUUCCAUGCAAAUGGAACUCCCCAUUCCCGAGCCCUGCUUCUCUGUCAAGCAGAGUUAAACGUUGUACGGCAGGGUUUGAGGGUCAAGAUUAUAUGAGGAACGAGGCUCACCGUGCCUUCUAGAGAUACACGGCGACUCUCCCAUUCAUCUUCCUUCACGGUGUUGGCCUCAGGAUGACGUUGCCGCUCCUAGUCAAGCCUCGCCUUCGCCUCGACCCCGGUGCAUUGCUACCGUCAUCGAGCUUCGUGCAGGCUGCGGGGCUCGGCAGUCGUCUUCAAACUUCGUAUUCACACUGUCACGUAUCUAGCUUCCGCUCAUUACUUUUGGAUAUGCAACUAUAUAGCCCCUCUAUUAAAACGGUCAAGCAGGCUGGGCUUGGCGGAAUGAUCUCUUGCCCAGUCUUCGGAGAUCAUGAUAAGGUCGAAGGCAAAGUGAUCCUGGGUCCUGACUGCUCACAGAACGGUCGGCUGAACAUAUCUAUCGAAGGCGUGUUUGAGUAUGUCUCCGUAAAGGAGGAUCUAGACGACGAAUCUGCCCAGGGACCUAAAACUUCGAAAUACAGGCAUAUAUUCUUAUCGUCCUCUGCCGUUAUUCCUAUUUCACCUAUCCCUGACCCGUUCUCUGUUGUUUGCGACGUGUUUGGGGUAUCACAACUUCCCGGUGACUCGAGUUUGAAUGGACCUGCGUCUAGAUCAUGCGAGUUCAGCUUCGAAAUUCCUCGCGGUAGUCGACUGGGGGAAGAGAUGCCCCCCACCUUCUGUGCUUCGAUACCUUGCGACAACAGGCGAGGGAGCCCGUCUAUUGUGGAGAAGGCUGAAGUGUCUUAUCGCGUUACUGCAGUGUGGGAGCCCUUAGAUAUGUCGGAGACCAGCGGGAUGCUGGAAGUUCCCAUUCUUUUUCAUCCGGACACAGACUUUCAGUCUAUUGACGGUUCCAAUAUCGCGCCAGAAUUAUGGCUCGAAAUGCCUCUUACACCAGAGCGAUGUGUUCCAUUUCAUUGCGCUGUAACUCUGCCGCGCCCGCAAUCAUUUUCUCGACGUACCUCUGUCCCAUAUUUUGUUGUAUUCACAACAAAAGCUCGAUGUGCCAUACUUGCCCGAGAAAUCGCCGCCGAUGCCACCAUUGCUAUUUCCCUAGUCCGUAAAAUUACCAUCAAGCCCCAGUUACCCCCUACUUUCCCUGACACCACACAACUCAGUGAUGAUUCAGAUAGUCCGUCAGGCCCUUUUUCAACGCCACGGACCAAGCUCCUAAAGCGCACACCAAAGCCGGCUGGAACUGCAGUAGUUCACGUACCAAAGUCCCCUGAAGAGCCUUUCUCAGCUGCUGUCCGGUACAAACCACUCCCUGAAUUACGACAAGCCUUCUCAGAAACUCAUACUUUGAAAACGCAAGUGUCUGUUGGAUUUCCAAAGCGGCCCCGUCAUCCUAAUGGCUCUAGUGGUUCUGAAAGCCAGACGUAUCUGCCUGAUGGCCUGUAUAAGGGCAAAUUCUGGUUGUCGAAGGAUAUGAUACCAGGAGUCGAUUGGCCUGGUGUUAGCGUUAAGUAUUAUUUGGACGUCACUGUUCUCUUUCGGCAGGAUGCGUUAAGGGCUUGCGUUCCUAUUCGAGUUUUCUGAGGCAUUCAACUAGCAACCCGCUAUCUAGAUCUCCGUUCAUUCAAAAGUACUGUCUGUUUUUCGUCGUUGUGGAUUGUCUGAUCAAAGUUAACCUGGGUAUUCGUCACUUUAUUGGAUUAAUAUUAUUAUCAAGUACACAUCAUCAAUAUACAAACUGUAUUAAUACCAUGCAUACAUCUCGACGUCAGCCCAGCCCAGCCUUGAUGACCUUGCAGGUGACAGAUUGUUCUGGUGUGACCCCAGUGCUCGCGCUGGACACUGGACAAUUCAAAUUGAA
Suillus subaureus is the source of this 2146-nucleotide messenger RNA. RefSeq lists its product as uncharacterized. Lineage: Eukaryota; Fungi; Basidiomycota; Agaricomycetes; Boletales; Suillaceae. The record is from RefSeq and is a predicted model, not a curated record. The transcript has 7 exons. The coding region runs from base 424 to 1869 and encodes 481 amino acids.